AUGUCAGACAUUGCUGCAAAAUUCGCCGAAGCUGAAAUCACCCCAAAAAUUAUUCCAAAUGCUCCACAACAAAAGUUUCAUGUGAGUUUGGAUAACUUUAAAAAAUGAACUGUUUUUGACAAACAUUUUUAUCAAGGAUUUCAGAGAAAAAUUCCAGAUUUUUUCAAAAUCCAUGAUUUCAGUUAACCUGGGAUGGAAUUCAAGUCGAGCCAGGACAAACUUUGCAAGUUAGAAAUUUGAAAAAUGCUCCAAGAUGGGCUUUGCCAGGAGCUGAUCCAGAAAGCACUUAUACUGUUAUCAUGAUUGGUAAGGGAUAGAAAAUCGAGGGAUUUCAAAUGAGAUUUUUUUAGAUCCUGACAAUUUGUCUCGCAAAAAUCCAUCGGUUGCUGAAUGGCUUCAUUGGUUGGUUUGUAAUAUUCCAGCAAGUAAUAUUAUCGAUGGAAUUAAUGGAGGUGAAUUUGAAAAUUUUGAAACUUUCCAAAAAAAACAUAACAUUAUUUUGAAUUAUUACAAAUAUUUACAUAUCCAAAAAAAGUACCACAUAUUUUUUUAUUAAAAAAAAUUUCUGUUCAAAAUCGUUGACAUCUAAAUUGUGUUCUGAUUCUGGACCAUGAAAAUUUCCAAAAAUUUGAAUUCAGAAUUUUUAGCAGCUUAUCAAAUUGUUGAUUUCAGAUCUCUAUUGAAAUGCUAGUAAUAAAAUUAUUUUUUUUUUCAAAAAUUGAAUUUUUAUUUUCUCAAAACCCUCUCCCCUCUCGAUUUCAGAUUUUUUUUCUUGAAUCUCUGAUUUUCCUAAAACUUCAAACUUCUAGGUCAACACCAAAUGGCCUACGGUAGUCCAGCUCCAGGUCCAAGAACCGAUCUUCACCGCUACGUCAUUCUCAUCUGGGAACAUCAAGGUCGCCGAAUCAGCGUUCCAAAACCAAGUUCUCGCGCCAAGUUCAACGUCAAACAAUUCAUGGAGAAAAACAAGUUGGGAGAUCCAAUCGCCGGAAACUUUUUCUACGCUCAACACGAAGGAUAA
Caenorhabditis angaria is the source of this 1021-nucleotide messenger RNA. The record is from the annotation of a GenBank genome assembly. NCBI's taxonomy places the organism in Eukaryota, Metazoa, Nematoda, Chromadorea, Rhabditida, Rhabditidae.